Messenger RNA from Paramecium sonneborni, 1561 nucleotides. Lineage: Eukaryota; Ciliophora; Oligohymenophorea; Peniculida; Parameciidae. The record is from the annotation of a GenBank genome assembly.
AUGAAAUUACUUUCUUUGAUAUUCUUCAUUAUAAUUUUUAAGUUGGGCUUGUCUUAAACUCUUUAUUAUGAAGCAUUUUCCUCAGUAACUUUAAUUUCAAUGGAAGGUACAUUAAUUGAUUAAAUAAAUAGAUUGGGCAACAAUUAACGCUUAUGGAAAUUUUUCUGAUUGUGAUGGAACACAAAUUUUUGGUGGAUUCAACACAUUUGGUAUGGGUACCAAAGUUAUGAAAUUGAUUUAAUUACCUCCCCAUUUUUAUGUAUAAAUAAAAAUGAAAUUUUGGAAGUAAUAAUUUUCAUAUAAUUAUCAGAAUAGAUACAUGGGACAAUGAAUAUUUUAAUAUAAAUAUUGAUGGGGCUUAGGCUUUUUCUUAAUAAUACUAAUCUAUUUCAAGUAUCUCAGAAUGUGGAAAUAGUUGGGGAGAAGAAAUCUAAUUAAUAACUAUUUCUUUACCUCAUUUUUACCAAUCGAUUUUAAUUUAUAUGUUCUCCACGCUAGAUGAAAAUCCGUCAAAUGUAAGAUAUUCAUAAAAUAUAGGAAUCAUGGGGUUUUAGAGAUUUUUAAUUAUUUCUUUAUCUUUGCCCCCCUGAUUGUUUGUCUUGCACUUCUGAUGAUUUAAAAAAGGAUUGUGUUUUAUGGAGCAUUGUUGAUUUUGCAUUUUUAGAAAUUUAUUUAUCAACUUUUUAAGAAGGUUGGUAAAUAAUAAAUGGCAUUCAAGGUAAUAGUGAUUGCAAUGGUAUAUAAUUUUAUUGUGGAUAUGGCAGAUGUGGACACAAUAGUAUAAUAUAAAAGACGUUAAAUCUGCCGACUCAUUAACAGCUCAUGAUAAGAUUUCGUUUAGGGUUUUUUGAUAGUUGGGAUAAUGAAUAUGUUUAUCUUAAUAUAGAUGGAAAUUUAGUUUUUUCUCAGAGUCAUUUUUUUUAUUAGGAAGGUAAUGCUGAUUUAUGUGGUCUAACAUAUAGUGAUUAUCUUCCAAACUUUUAAAUAAUUAUAGAUCAUUCUGAUGCAAUGAUUAGACUUGAAUUUACUACUAGCUUAGAUGAAUCUCUAAUUAAUGAAUCAUUUGGUUUAAGAGAUUUUCAAAUUUUCACAAAAAUUAUUAAAACUUGUGGUAAUGGAGUUAUAGAAUAAACUGAAUAAUGUGACGAUGGUAAUAUUUAUGCUUUUGAUGGAUGUUUUAUUUGUUAAUAUUCUUGUGUAGAAGGAUGUUUAAAUUGUAUUGAUGGUAUUUGUUUUGAAUGUGACAUUGGGUGGAUAUUUAAAUCAGAUUUUAAUACNUACCUAAUUACCCAUUUUGAGAAGAGAAACUUAAAGUUCCAUCCAAGUAAAUAAAUAAAAACUCACCAUCCCAAGAAUCAAUUCUAUAUACAAUAAGUUAAAAUUACUUCCAAAAUUCCAUAGUUAUGUAUAUUGAAUAAUGAGGAGGCAAUUGAAGGAAUUUCCUAGCUUAAGCUAACCUUCCAAAUGCAUUAAAUCCUCCAAGAAUUCUCGUUCCAGCACAAUCAGAAUAAGUAUUUAAUGCAUUUGUAAUAGUCCAGUCUAAAAUUAAAAUUAAUUUUGA